GGCUGAACAAUGGUCCCGCGGAAAAACUGCUCAAUAACUAGGGCGCGCUAGGAGACAAGUUUUAUUGUUGGGCAAAACAUAUACACUUAUCGUAUAUCUGUGUCGACAAUGUGGAUACCGACAGACAAUGAAAAAUAUGGUGUGGUGAUAGCUGGUUUUCGAGGAACAGUUCCUCAUGGCUUACCAUUGGAAGUGGGCGACACAGUUCAGAUACUGGAAAAAUGUGAUGGCUGGUACAGAGGAUUUGUUUUAAAAAGUCCAAGUAUUAAGGGAAUUUUCCCAGCUACCUACAUUCACUUGAAAAAUGCAAAUGUCAAAAACAAAGGGCAAUUUGAAACAAUCAUUCCAACAGAAGACACUGUCAUCACAGAAAUGACAGGAACUUUACGAGAAUGGGGGAUUAUGUGGAAACAGCUUUAUGUGAAGAAUGAAGGGGAUUUAUUCCAUAGACUGUGGCACGUGAUGAAUGAGCUGCUGGAUCUGCGUAGGCAGGUUCUUGUGGGACAUCUGACACAUGAUCGGAUGAAAGAUGUAAAACGUCACAUUACAGCUCGCCUGGACUGGGGCAACGAACAAAUGGGCCUGGAUCUGGUUCCAAGGAAAGAAUUCAGUAUGGUGGAUCCUGAUGAAAUCAGUGUCACAGAACUGUACAAAUUGAUGGAGCACAGACAUCGCAAGAAAGAUACCCCAGUACCGAUGAGUACCCAUCACCUCUUUCUGCAGAUGAAAAGUCUGAUGUGUGCUAAUCUAGGCGAAGAACUAGAAGUCUUCUUUUCAAUUUAUGAUAGCAGGGAAAAUCAUCCAGUCAGUGAAAGAUUUUUUGUAAAAUUGAAUAAGAAUGGAUUGCCAAAAUUUCCGGAGAGAAUGGAAAGGCAAUGCACUCUCUUUAUUGAUUUGGGCAGCAGUGACCUCAGGAAGGAUAUAUAUAUUAUUGUUCACAUUAUAAGACUGGGUCGAAUGGCUGCAGGAGAGAAGAAAAAUACUUGCAACGCACAGUAUCGUCGACCAUUUGGUUGUGCAGUCCUAAGCAUUGCAGACUUGCUGCAAACUGAAAGGGAUACCAGGGACUCUAAAGAGGACCACAUGCUUAAAGUCUACAUGUGCAAUACUGAAAGUGAAUGGUACCAAAUACAUGAAAAUAUUAUCAAGAAGUUAAAUGCACGAUACAAUUUGACAAGUUCAAAUGCUGGUUUGUCAGUUGCACUACAGCUGCUACAUGGAGAUAUUGAUCAGAUCUGGAGAGAGUACCCGGUAUUGUUCACAAGAGGUGUGGCUAUCACCAGAAAGUUGGGCUUUUCAGAUAUUAUAAUGCCAGGUGAUAUCAGAAAUGACUUGUACGUAACACUGGAGAGAGGAGAAUUUGAGAAAGGAGGCAAGAGCGUGGCCAGGAAUGUAGAUGUUACCAUGUACGUUUUAGAUAGUGAGGGACAAAUCCUAAAGGAUUGUAUUUCACUGGGGUCUGGAGAAAUUCCAGUGAGUGAACACCAUUCCUUUGUGCUUUACCACAACAAUAGCCCGAGGUGGGCUGAGCCGCUGAAGCUUCCUAUUCCAGUGGAUAAAUUUAGGGGUGCACAUAUCCGCCUUGAAUUCAGGCACUGUUCCACAAAGGAAAAAGGAGAGAAAAAGCUUUUUGGGUUCUCCUUUGUUCCACUGAUGCAAGAAGAUGGCAGAACAUUGCCAGAUGGUAUUCAUGAACUCUUAGUCCACAAGUGUGAAGAAAACACCAGCUUUCAGGACCCUGCUCGCUACCUCAAACUUCAGUAUUGUAAAGGAAAUCUCCAUGGCAACAGUCAACCAGUCAAAGCUUCCAAGGAGACUUUUUGGAUCUCGUCAUUUCUGUGCUCGACUAAACUCACUCAGAAUGGAGACUUGUUGGAUUUUUUGAAGUGGAGAGCCCACCCAGAAAGAAUAUGUGACAUCCUGUCAAAAUUCAAAGAUAUCGAUGGUGCAGAAAUAGUCAAGUUUCUGCAAGAUACAUUGGAUGCAUUAUUUGGAAUUUUGGAUGAAAAUCCACAAAAAUAUGGAUUGAAGGUUUUUGAUUCAUUGGUUCAUAUAAUCAAUUUGCUGCAGGACAUCAAGUUUCAGCAUUUUAAGCCAGUCAUGGAUACAUACAUAGAAAGCCAUUUUGCUGGAGCAUUAGCUUACAGGGACCUUAUAAAAGUGCUGAAACGAUACAUUGAUCGAUCAAUAGAAGCAGAGAGACAGGAACAUAUUCAGGAUGUUUUGAGGGCACAGGAAUAUAUAUUUAAAUAUAUAAUUCAUUCCCGAAGCCUAUACACUCUUGCAACUGGUGGACAGAAUGAGGAAGAAUUUCGAAGCAGUAUUUAUGAAUUAUUCCAGUCAGUGCGUUACUUCCUGUCUAUUGAAAGCCAAGGUUCCUCAAUCAUUACACAGACACAGGCUGUGUUCCUGAGCUCUUUUCCAGCUGUAUACUCCGAGCUUCUGAAACUGAUAGACGUGCGAGAAGUGGCAAACCUGGUAAGAGACACCUUGCGCAGCAUGCCGGAUGUCCUGCAUGUGGAAUAUUCACUGGAAGCUGUCAAACUCCAAUGCAUUGCUAAAACAGUGGAGAGUCAACUAUUCACUAAUCCUGAUUCUCGCUGCAUUCUCCUACCUGUGGUUCUACACCAUCUCCACAUGCAUUUGCAAGAACAGAAGGAUCUAAUCAUGUGUGCACGCAUCCUUAGCACAACAUUUUGUCUGAUCAAGAAGGACAGCUCUGAAAUAACUGCUUCGGAGGAGGUGGACACCCUUGUAGACAGUUUGCUAGGUGUGCUGCUGAGAACCAUAUUAGAAAUCAGCAACAGGUCACAGCCCUCUGGACCGACAAUUCGUCUGCAGUUUCAGGACGUGACUGGUGAGUUUGUGGCAUGUCUGCUUGCUCUACUAAGGCAAAUGACAGAUAAACAUUAUCAACAACUUCUGGAAAGCUUCACCAGCAAAGAUGAUCUCCGGGAUUUCCUGCUGCAGAUUUUUACAGUGUUUAAGAUUCUAAUAAGACCAGAGAUGUUUCCAAAAGACUGGACGAUAAUGCGCUUGGUUACCAACAAUGUGAUCAUCACUACAAUUCUCUAUCUCUCUGAUGCACUCAGAAAGAAUUUUCUAAACGAAGGCUUUGACUUCAAGGUGUGGGAUUCUUACUUCUUUUUGGCAGUAAUAUUUAUCAAUCAGCCUUGCCUUCAGCUUGAGAUGUUUUCUCCUUCAAAAAGGAAAAAAGUUCUAGAAAAAUAUGGAGACAUGAGGGUGAUGAUGGGAUGUGAAAUCUUCAGCAUGUGGCAAAAUCUAGGAGAGCACAAGCUACAAUUUAUUCCUGGACUUAUUGGACCAUUUUUAGAAGUGACACUUGUACCCCAGGCUGACCUUCGGAAUGUGAUGAUCCCAAUUUUCCAUGACAUGAUGGACUGGGAGCAGAGACGUACUGGAAACUUCAAACAGGUGGAGGCGAAACUGAUAGACAAAUUGGACAGCUUAAUGUCAGAAGGCAAAGGUGAUGAAACUUACCGAGAGCUUUUCAACAGCAUCCUGCUGAAGAAAAUUGAGAGAGAAACCUGGCGAGAAAGUGGUAUUUCUCUAGUAGCUACUGUAACUCGCCUAAUGGAAAGGUUGCUGGAUUACAGAGACUGCAUGAAAGUGGCAGAGGUUGAUGGCAAAAAGAUUGGCUGUACAGUUAGCCUGUUGAAUUUUUAUAAAACAGAAAUAAAUAAAGAAGAAAUGUACAUCCGUUACAUUCAUAAGCUGUAUGAUUUGCAUUUAAAGGCACAAAACUUCACAGAAGCUGCGUACACUCUGCUUUUGUAUGAUGAGCUCCUGGAGUGGUCAGAGAGGCCACUGCGAGAAUUCCUUCAUUAUCCAAUGCAGACUGAGUGGCAGCGCAAGGAGAUUCUUCAUCUCACCAUCAUCCAGAACUUUGACAAAGGCAAAUGUUGGGAAAAUGGAAUUAUCCUUUGCCGGGAGUUGGCAGACCAAUAUGAGAGCUUCUAUGAUUACCGCAAUCUGAGCAAGAUGAGGAUGAUGGAGGCUUCUUUCUACGAUAAAAUAAUGGAUCAGCAGCGUUUGGAGCCCGAGUUUUUCAGGGUUGGAUUUUAUGGGAAAAAAUUUCCGUUCUUCUUAAGAAACAAGGAGUUUGUCUGUCGAGGACAUGAUUAUGAGCGAUUGGAGGCCUUCCAACAGCGAAUGUUGAAUGAGUUCCCACAUGCAAUUGCUAUGCAGCAUGCCAACCAGCCUGAGGAGACCAUUUUUCAGGCUGAUGCACAGUAUCUGCAGAUUUAUGCAGUAAUUCCCAUUCCUGAUAAUCAUGAGAUACUGCAGAAAGAAGCUAUACCUGACCAUAUUAAGAGUUUUUAUAGAGUCAACAAUAUCUGGAGGUUCAGAUAUGAUCGACCAUUCCACAAAGGAAUCAAGGACAAAGAAAACGAGUUCAAGAGUCUGUGGGUUGAGCGAACUACUUUGACAUUGGUUCAGAGUUUACCAGGUAUCUCCCGCUGGUUUGAGGUGGAUAGACGGGAAGUGGUUGAAAUGAGUCCUCUUGAAAAUGCAAUUGAGGUGCUGGAGAACAAGAACCAACAACUGCGAACUCUAAUCACACAGUGUCAGUCAAGACAGAUGCAGAAUAUCAAUCCCCUGACCAUGUGUCUCAAUGGUGUCAUUGAUGCAGCCGUUAAUGGAGGACUUGCCAGAUACCAAGAGGCAUUCUUUGUGAAGGACUACAUUCUCAACCACCCUGAGGAUGGAGAGAAAAUCUCUCGACUGAGGGAACUAAUGUUUGAACAGGCCCAUAUUCUGGAGUAUGGUUUGGCUGUGCAUGAGAAGUUUGUACCGCAAGACAUGAGACCAUUACACAAGAAGCUGGUGGAUCAGUUCUUUGUGAUGAAGUCCAGGUUGGGGAUACAGGAUUUUCCAGGAUAUGCUCGUGUGAGCCCAAUACACUUAACCAACGGUAGCCCUCGUACUUGCAGGAACCCUACGUUGGGUGCUAUAAGUCCAGAUGGAGCCAGACUUGUCAACAGACGCAGCCCAUUAAGUUACCCAGCGUUCAACAGGUACUCUUCUUCUUCAUUGUCAUCACAAGCAUCAGCUGAAGUUAGCAACAUCACUGGGCAGUCUGAAAGCUCUGACGAAGUCUUUCAAAUGCAGGCAAGUCCAUCUACCUCGAGCUUAAGCUCCACUCAUUCAGCAUCUCCAAAUGUUACUAGUUCAGCUCCAUCCAGUGCCAGAGGCUCCCCGCUGCUAUCUGAUAAACACAAACAUUCAAGAGAAAAUACAUGUUUGUCUCCCAGAGAACGACCUUGUAGUGCAAUUUAUCCAAUAUCUGUGGAACCUGUGCAGCAGACACUUACCCAGCAGAUUGGUGAUUCCUGCAUGCCCAGAAGUGAUCCCAAUUUAUCUGCACCUGAAAAAGUAAUGAACCCAACUCCUAGUAGUUGGAGUCUAGACAGUGGUAAGGAAGCUCGAAACUGUGUACCAGACAGUGCAAAGCUGGUGUCACCUCCUGUCCCACCCAGGCCACCACAUACAGGUUCACCUGCAAAGACAUACAGGUCCUUUUCUCCACAGGCUUUUGAAACACCUCCUGCCAAUCCCAGAUCUCCUCAUAAGAGUUCUGUUCAAUCAUUGACACCUUCUCCCACUGAUUAUCAAUCCUUGGGGCCAGUUUACAACUCACCUGUACUGUCUGGAAGCAGUAGUAGUGGUAUCUCCUCCCUGAGCAGGGGAAGUGUGACCGAGACCACCUUGACUGAUGGAACAAUUACAUGCACCUUAAUUGGCUCUGAGGAAUUAAUUAAAAGGGAGAAUGGAACCUUUGCUUGUAUGCCACCACGCUACAACUUAUCUGAACAUGGCACUGGAACGUCAAGACGUCGAGCUCCUCUACCUCAUAGCCUGUCUGUUCCUCCCAGUGCUGAGCCACCAGCUCUCCCUCCUAAACCCCAUGUACUGCGUGUACAUAGGUCAGAAGGUGAAAACAGAAUGGAUGAAAUUCUUGUCAGACCCAGAUCUCAGCCUCGAAAAGUGUCUCAACUAUAGAAAAUCUGAACGUGCAAAGAUUUUGUUCAACCUAAAUGCUAAUUUGGCCAAAAGAAUCCAGGUGGGCACCUUAAACUUAAACUGUUUUGACCGCAUGUAUGUACCCAUUGAUCAGUGAAUCUGCUGAUAUGUAAUGGAACACUGUUAUGCAAUAGGUCAGGAUGGAGAAAUAGAAGUAACUAGCACGUGACCAGAAUGGUAUUCCAGUUGCAAUGGAGUAAAAUUUUCCCCAGUUUGUAUUUGCGCUAUUGACACAAAUGCUUUACUAUGGCUAAUGUCUGUUAGCCAGGGAUCUAUGAGAAAGCACAUUAGUUAGGAUAAUAGGUGGGCAAAACAUCGUGGGCCGAAGGCCUGUACUGUUCUAUGUUCUACAUUCUUAGUAUAAAAAUAGAGCCUCUAUUCCACUUUGUUUACCAUUUUGAUAUUUGCACAUAUAGGAUUGGACACAUAUAGUUCAUCGUUUUAUUAUGUUGGUUUUUGAAUGAGAGGUAGCUCGCCUUCUGAAACUAAUUUGGAAGGAAAUAUUUCUUCUUAUUUAUUUCUUUCCUUUGUCCUCUUUCUGUUUCUCUAUCUUUAUCUCCAUCUCAUUUCAUUUUUGUGCACCAUACACUCUAUGUUUGCAUUUUUAAUAUGCAUAUUUUUCACCAAAUUACUCAAGUAUUAGCAUAGAAGUGAAAAAAAAGUAUAACAUUUGGAAAAUCUUUUGACCAUUUUUCCAGCAAAAUGAGUUGGGGGUUUGUAAAGAAUUUAUGUUUAAAGAUUGUAUUUAAAGCUACAUUUGUUCACACAAGUUGAAAAAAGGCAAAGAAACAAUAAGCGUUUUAAACUAGUAGUUUUCCCAAAGAGUACAAAUCUGUCAUGUUCCAACAGCCUUAAAAAAACAGAGCUUUUGAUAAUUGCCCAGUAUUGCAGGAAAGCAGGAAAACUGUCUCGUUAGAAAAACUCUCUAGUUUGUCAAUUGGCCCCAAAUCCUUUACAUAGGAUUAACAGCGAAUUGGCCAUUCGUCCAACAGGUGGUGAUUGUUUCACAUAACCUUCCUCCCAUUGCCUCAUAUUACCCUAUCAACAAAUCCUUUUAUUUCUUUUUCCCUUGUAUUCCUGUAAGAAUUGAUGUGAACAGUGUCCAUAUUGUUGCACAUAAGUAAAUAUAGCUGCCUUAAUUAAGUUACAAGUUGGGAUAGGUAAUCAUGUUUCAGCAGUUCACAUGUACUGAAGAAUUUGUUAAGUUGUAACUUUACACAAGUUUUUACAAGGUUAAUAGUGUAAAAGUACGUUACAUUUUUAAUUCUGAAUUUUACAGACUGGGAUUGACUUUGGGAAGGUCAUGUUUGUGGGACAGUGAUCUUUGUGGCAAUCAGCUAUUUCAUAGCCUAAAGGAGAUGCCUGAAAUGUCAUCAUCUAACUCUGCAGACUGGCUUAUUUAUGAAAUUGUUGAAGUAUAUUAAAUAUCAUGUCAACUUUUCCCCUGAAUACAAAAAGUCACAAACUGUUUAUGACAUUGUAAUUAAAACAAGAACCUAUCACCCUUAAUUAAAUAAUUCUAAUUUCCUUUGUUAGUCAAGUGCCUGCCUGAAUACUUUUAGGUUGAACAGAGUGUAUCAAAUUUCUCGUCUGGCAUUUGGCUACAGUUACAGAGGGACUACUUAUUCUGAUGCCAGAAGCCUUUAUCAGCCCAUACUAUUACCUAUCUAAUUGUUCAGAUACAUACAGUAAAUAUUAUCCAUGAAGCAAAAUUUGGAGAGGAGUUGCUAAAAUGAGUUCCUGGAAUUUUUCUUCAGUUUUCAAAAUGUUAUUAUUAAUGGAGAGGACAAAUAUUUUAACAAUUGCAUUACAUAUUAACAAUGAUUGUAAAAGUGAUAAAAGGGCUAAUUUGAACAAUCUUUGAAAAGCACAAACGGUAUCUAUGAGCAAGAGUACUCGAAGCGUAGUUAUAUUUAAAAGGGAAGUGAAUGUUUAUGCUCUUAAGGUAUAUUUCUUGGAAGAAUUACAAAUUGAAUGUUUGAAGCAAUGUAUUAUAAUAGAAUAAACUGAAAGUACAGUUUUAACAUCCUUUUGGAUUUGAACAGUGUCAAUAGCAAAGUUGGGGCAAGAGGAAGAUAUUUUCAAUAUACAUUAAAAAUGAAAAAAAAAACUUUAAACAGUUAUAUCAAAAAAUGUUAUAUGAAUGAGCUGGUGGACCAUACAAAUCUACCUGUUUAUAAAUAAGAACUUCAGAAUAAUGGCUACUUGUGAAAUUUCAAAGACUUUCAGCUGAAAUGUUCUAUAAUAUGGCUACUUUUUCUGCUUUAGAAAGGAAUGUAUGUUUUUCCUGAUCAGAUAUUCAAAGCAAUCUUCAGAGACUGAGAUUCAUAAAUAAUUGCAGUUUAUUUUUCAGAGCAUUACUAAAUCAUUCUCUGCAUGCUUCUAUAUAAUCCAUUCUAAAUUGUAUAUUUAUAUAUUCUGUGGCAGUUUGCUCAAUGGUCCGGCUGAAAAAAUUUGCAAAUAACCUAUUUAAGUAACAUCACAGAACGAUACAGUCAAGCCAAUAUGACUUUUGUUCAAUUGGCACCUGUAAAAUGACCUGUGCUAUGGCUUUAUAUCAUUAGUCAAGUCAAAUGCAACAACCAAUUCAAUUCCUUUUUCAUGUUGAUAUAAAGAUAGACUUGCUUGAGAUGCAGCAGGUGGAAAGUAAAUUGAGAAAUUUUGUGAGCAUGUUCUCUGUUUUGAAUCAUCAAAAUUAUGCCUUUAUUGCUGUUUUCUUUACUCAAAAAUAUGUAGGUCAUGUCGCAAAUCACAACAGCUUGGUUAAAGUAGCCAAAUUUAAAUUUGUCACUGGUGGUUACAAAUGGCUUUGUAUUUUGACCUUGAUUGUCAUAAAAACCCUCAAGUCCAGUAGUGUCUUCAAGGGAAGGAAAUCAGACAUGCAUACCUAGUUUAACCUAUGUGUUACCCCAUUCCAUUACCAAUAUAGUUGAUCCUUGGUUGUCCUAACUUGUAUUAUACCACUAUUGGUUUCAGAAAACCCACCGUCACUAUUUCAGCACAACCAGGGAGAGCCAAUAAAAAUGUUUCCAUUGACAAUGAUCCCCACAUCUUACUUCAUCCAUUUAGAAAGCUCUCCGUAUUUCAGCAUCAAAUUUAUUUUCAUUACUCCUGGGUGUUCACCUCCACUGUUCCAUCUGAGCAUCAAUUCUGUGCACUGAUCACCUUUUUUAAUGGAAUAUUGUGUGAAAUCCAUCAUGGACGUACCUUUAACUACUUUGGACGUGUGUUUACCCUAUCCUACUGUCACAACUUAAUUUAUGUUCUAGAUUUACCUUGUCCAUUCCCAUAACUAGCUUGUUCACUGCUAAUAUAAUUUCUUGACCGACUGAAAUCACAGCGGUUCUUUGGCCUUUCACUGUAUCACAAAACUUUGACACUGAACAUAAACUUUGUGGUUCUACUUGGAACUGUCUCUAGUGCUUGAAAGGAAAGUAUUACACUUCUCGCCAUGAAAUAAAGUAUUGGGAAAUUCUGCAGCCAGUUUGCACAGAGCAGGAUCACACAAACAACAAGGCAACAAAUUACAAAGUAAAAGUGUUUUACUCAUGUUGAGCAACAAAUUUUCAGGAGUCCCCUGCUUACUUUCAAAUAAGUGUCAUCCCACCUUUAAUGACCACCUGAGAAAAGAGGCAGAACCUGGAUUUAAUGUCUCAUUCAAAACCCAGCACUUUCCUUAGUUAGAUUCAAUUGUGUCUUCAAGUCUUGGAGUGGGUCUUGAACCAUAAUGAUUUGAUUUACAGGAGAGGCUACUGCCAUUGACUAAUGCUUAACCAUUGCGCUCAAUUUUACUUCUGUACAAAAUAAAAACCGAAAGAACUGCAGAUGCUGUAAAUCAGGAACAAAAACAGAAGUU
Molecule: messenger RNA, 9901 nt
Organism: Rhincodon typus (whale shark)
Lineage: Eukaryota; Metazoa; Chordata; Chondrichthyes; Orectolobiformes; Rhincodontidae
Product: dedicator of cytokinesis protein 4
Exons: 52
Coding region: 109-6024 (1971 amino acids)
Biological process (GO): cell chemotaxis; small GTPase-mediated signal transduction
Cellular component (GO): cytoplasm; plasma membrane
Molecular function (GO): guanyl-nucleotide exchange factor activity; small GTPase binding
Source: RefSeq, a predicted model, not a curated record